Melanotaenia boesemani (Boeseman's rainbowfish) is the source of this 1045-nucleotide messenger RNA. RefSeq names its product family with sequence similarity 136 member A (gene timcc). The coding region runs from base 132 to 548 and encodes 138 amino acids. The record is from RefSeq and is a predicted model, not a curated record. NCBI's taxonomy places the organism in Eukaryota, Metazoa, Chordata, Actinopteri, Atheriniformes, Melanotaeniidae. Gene Ontology annotation, cellular component: cytoplasm. The transcript is spliced from 4 exons.
CGCGGAAGAAAAUCGGAAGUGACGUAACUCCCUCUCAUCUUGAAACAUGCUUGAAUGGAGGUGACCUUAGUUGUUAUAAAAUUUAAAAGAAACUAGACGACUGUUUACACUUUUUUAAAGGGCGAGCAGCGAUGGCAGAGGCACACCAGACACGCGUGCAGAAUGUAGUUGAAGAAAUGGUCCAAAGUCUGGAGAGGGAGCAAAUCCGUAAGAUGCAGGGUCGCAUGUUCAGGUGCAGCGCAGAGUGCUGUGACCUCUCCACAAACUCCAUGUCUCAGGUGCAUCAGUGCAUCGAGAGGUGCCACGCUCCUCUAGCACAGGCUCAAGCACUGGUCACCUCAGAGCUGGAAAAGUUUCAGGAUCGUCUGACCAGAUGCACAAUGCAUUGCAAUGAUAAGGCAAAGGAUCUCUUUGACUCCGGUGCAAAGGAGCCAGCUGUUCGAUCAUUAAUGGACCACUGUGUGGGAAGUUGUGUGGAUGACCACGUUAAUCUCAUUCCCAGCAUGACCCGAAGACUCAAGGAGAAUUUGGACUCUAUACCGCAGUGAGGAGUAGGACAAGUGAGCUCUGUAUUCACAUAUAGCAGCGCAGGGUUAGAUUCCUGAAGGAAUUCAGGGCUGGAGCCAUAAAAUAUGUAGAGAGUAAUGACUGACUGUUGGUUAUGUGAGAUUUGUUACUGGAGCUAAAUGUUUUUUUAAUUGUUAGGUUUUGAUUUAAUUUAUGACGAGGGAAAGAAAUUCAGAAACACACCUGUUGACAUGUUAGUGUGAAUCCGACAUUCACUCUUCUGUACUUUGGUGGGUGUUUUAUUAAAGUUGUCCAUUUAUUCAGAGCCGAUCUGAGUAUGUUAUUGUAUACUAUACACCAUCUCACCAUUGUACUUUACGCAUUUUAUAAUCAGCUUUUCUUAGCUGUGGGAUCUGAAAUUCUUUACCAUCAUCAGCUGUCUCUCAUCCCUAUACAGUUAUUUUCAUUGUCAGUUUUUUUUGUGAUGUCUCUACCUCCAAUGGUCAGAUCUGUUUGUGAAUUAAAAAAAAAACAGAAG